Molecule: messenger RNA, 1779 nt
Organism: Dalotia coriaria
Lineage: Eukaryota; Metazoa; Arthropoda; Insecta; Coleoptera; Staphylinidae
Product: protein rogdi-like
Exons: 6
Coding region: 207-1007 (266 amino acids)
Cellular component (GO): RAVE complex
Source: RefSeq, a predicted model, not a curated record
UACAUAUUUGACAUUUUCUCAUACACAAGCGCACAACGUGUGAAACAACUGAAAGUCAGCUGGUCUCAGUCAGUCUUUCAUUUGUUAUGGCUCGUGACUGGUGCUGAGUUGUUUCCAUUUGUGGGCGCAUUUGUUCAUCAACGAAAAGCAACGAAACAUUAUCGUUAAACGACAAUAAUCCGCGUGUAAUCGACGCCCACAGCAAAAUGUCCGAGUGCGAGAAGGAAGAAGCGCUGAAUCUUCAACGCGAGUUUGAGUGGGUCCUACAUCAGGAAGUACACACAGCUCUUCAUCAAAUUCACCAAAUACUUGUGGAAUGUGCCAGAAGAUUUCCCGUGUAUUUAUAUGGACAUGAUAAUUCUCAAAAUCAGGACAAGUUUGUAUUGUCAGUGCCAGCUGAGCAGCUUAAAUGUGCAGUCACCCUAACCGGCGAUAGCAUUACACAUGCUGACAUCACAUUUCGCGUGCAACGCCAACAGAACACCUCGUUUCGAACGGCGAUUCAGACGGAUAAUCCGUGGAAACUGCAGCAGGUGCAGGAUGCCGCCAAUCAUCUGCAGCAGGCCAUUCAUCACAUUGAUGAUGUGCCCAAACAUUACAAAUUUAAGUCAUCUGAUGAAGUGUUACAUAUUUUAGGCAACAUAUUAGGUAGUUUACAGAGGGGCAGGACUAGUUUAAUAGUGCCAAGAAAGAAAGCCAUUGAUGAUUUAAUGAAAAGCAGAAAUAUGAAAUCUUUGUCACCGAAUCUACCAGAAGACUUGGCAAUAAGCUUCUAUCUGCAAAGUCACAAACUCAUCUUUGCUGUUUAUCAACUGAGCAACAAUCACGGCCAGAUGAAAUUUGACAUGACGCACGCGGAAUGUUCAGUGCCUUGGUUGAAUGAGGUGUUAAUGCUGUUCACUGUUGGAUUACAACUUUGCCAACAGAUAAAAGAUAAAAUUUGUGUAUUUUCACAAUAUAAAGAUUUCACCGUGGGAUCGCGUCCCUCUAGCCCGCUGACAAAUUAAACUAUCAAUGUUCAAUUUGGAAAUGUCCCUAAGUGCACACUUGUCCGAAACCCAGAUCGCUUUCUAGCUGCGAAGCCGUUAUUGCAUAAGUUUAUUCCAAAUUAUGUUAAUGUAAGCAACUUGAGAUGUGGGUUGAACGUAAAAGUAACCAGACAUGAAAUUGAAAUGAGUAUAGUAAGUGUCAAGUAUUGAAUCUAAACAAACUAUGAAAAUUCAGUCAAUAUGUAAGAUAAUUUAAAUUAUGUAUUUUAUUCGGUUGGAAACGUUACAAAUAAGAUCUGUGUUCCGUAUUGAAAUUUGUUUAUAUGUGGACAACACUAUAAAUGUUGCGUGUUUUUAUUUAUGAAUUUAAUCGAUUUGAAUGACGUGUGAAACAUUAUCGGACGCAUUCACUUCUUAGUUGUAACGUUUAGAGAUAAUGCAUAUAUGAUGUAAGAAGUGUAACUGUGUAAUUGAAUUGUUGUAAUAAUAUUUAUGACAAUAAGCACUUUCGGACGCGAUGCCGCGUUGCGUUAAUUAAGCCCACUCUAGGAUAAUUCACACCACUAAACGAAGCAGUUACAAAAAUUGAAAUGAUUAAAUAAUUAUAUUGUUAUGAUGUAAAGUAUCUACAGUCACAUUAUAUGUAUGUGUUAAUACUAUUAAAUAAUAAUUGUUAUCCGAUAUUGAAAAUUAUAUAAAAAUAUGAAUAAUGGUGUGCAUGAAAUUUGGAACGAAAUCAAAACGUUGAAAAUUGUGAGUCGAGCAAUAAAAUCAUCACCUUUUCAAAACA